AGCACCUGAGGGCCGCUCGCCCCACAUGUGGAGCCAUCGGCCAUCGGCGCCUCAGAACGCCGCGCUCCAAAAAAUUAUUUCCAGCAACCGCAGAGAUAAGAUCGCGAGCCAGACAAUCAAUUCUCUUCACACGCAUCGUCAACGCUGGACGAAUGGCCCCCAACGCACGACACGGCGGGCGACAGCCCAAGCCGCAAAAGAGCGGUCGCACCGACCAGCGCCAGCAGAAGCGCAAGAGAGACCAGGAAGAUCUCCAGAAGCUCGAGCAGCGAGUGAACGACCUGGAUCCCAAGUCGAUCGAAACGAAAAGCUUUUCCGACCUCCCGCUCUCCGUGCCGACCGCCUCCGGACUCGAGGCUUCGCAUUUCCAGACCCUGACCGACGUCCAAGCCGGCGCCAUCCCGCUUGCGCUCAAGGGAAACGACAUUCUCGGAGCCGCCAAGACGGGUAGUGGAAAGACGCUUGCCUUCCUGAUUCCCGUGCUCGAGAAGCUCUACCGCGCCCAAUGGACCGAGUUCGACGGACUCGGCGCCCUGAUCAUCUCUCCCACCCGCGAGUUGGCCGUCCAGAUCUUCGAAGUCCUGCGCAAAGUCGGUCGCCACCACGCCUUCUCGGCUGGUCUGGUCAUUGGCGGUAAGAGUUUGAAGGAGGAGGCCGAGCGACUCGACCGAAUGAACAUCCUGGUCUGCACGCCUGGUCGAAUGCUGCAGCACCUGGACCAAACCGCGGGCUUCGACGCCAACAACUUGCAGCUCCUCGUGCUUGACGAGGCUGAUCGCAUCAUGGACAUGGGUUUCUCAUCAGCCGUGGACGCUCUGGUCGAGCAUCUACCAAAGGAGAGGCAGACUCUCAUGUUCAGUGCGACGCAGAGCAAGAAGGUAUCUGACCUGGCACGACUCAGCCUCAAGGACCCCGAAUACGUCUCGGUUCACGAAUCCGCCACCACCGCCACCCCGACGAAUUUGCAGCAGCACUACAUCGUCACACCUCUGACCGAGAAACUCGACACCCUCUACGGCUUCAUCAAGGCAAAUCUCAAGAGCAAGAUCAUUGUGUUCCUGAGCUCUGGCAAACAGGUCCGCUUCGUGUACGAGAGCUUCCGGCAUCUCCAGCCCGGUAUUCCCUUGCUCCAUCUUCAUGGUCGACAAAAACAAAUCGCCCGAUUAGAGAUUACUUCCAGGUUUACCGCUGCUAAGCAAUCGUGUUUGUUCGCUACCGACGUCGUCGCCCGAGGUAUUGAUUUCCCUGCGGUGGAUUGGGUCAUUCAAGCCGAUUGCCCCGAGGACGCCGACACCUACAUUCAUCGCGUCGGCCGAACCGCCCGAUUCGAGAGCAACGGCCGAGCUGUCAUCUUCUUGGAUCCCAGCGAAGAGACGGGCAUGCUUAAGCGUCUGGAGCAGAAAAAGAUUCCCGUGCUAAAAGUCAAUGUCAAGGAGAAGAAGAAAAAGUCAAUCAAGGACCAACUGCAGAGCAUGUGCUUCCAGAACCCCGAUCUCAAAUAUCUGGGACAGAAGGCAUUUAUCAGUUACACCCGGUCGAUCCACUUACAAAAGGACAAGGAAGUUUUCAAGUUCAAUAAGCUCGACCUCGAUGGAUUCGCCGCCAGUCUUGGCCUUCCUGGAACACCACAAAUCAAGUUCCAAAAGGGAGUCGACAUUAAGCACAUCAAGAACGCUCCCCGCUCGGGCAUGUCCAGCGGCUCGGAUUCAGACAUAGAUCUUGACGGAACCAAGUCGAAGACGAAGAAGAAGAACGAGGUGCGGACGAAGUAUGACCGCAUGUUUGAGCGCACAAACCAGGAUGUGUUGUCAAGUCAUUAUUCGAAACUGGUACUGAAUGGAGAUGAGGAGGGCGAGGAUGAUGACGAUGAGGGCGAUUUCCUGUCGGUGAAGAGGCGUCUCAACGACGAUGACCUGGACGAGGAGGCCAAGAACGCCUUCAAGAGCUCAGCCAAGGUCAUCGAAGGAAUUGGAGGAGAGGAGCCGUUCAUUGUCGACUCAAAACGACGAGAAAAGGCCCUCAAGUCGAAGAAGAAGAUGCUCAAGUUCAAGGGCAACCCGACCAAACUCGUGUACGACGAAGACGGCAACGCGCACGAAGUCUACGAGCUCCAGGACGAGGACGACUUCAACCAGGAAGGCCCCGCUGAAGAGCUGCGCCGCAAGUUCGUCGAGGACGAAACCACCCGCGUGCGCGAAGCCGAUGUCGACGACAAGCAGCUCGCCAAGCAGAAGCGCCGCGAGAAGCGCGACAAACGCAAGGCGCGCGAGGCCAUGGAGAUGGCCGGCAUCGACCCGGACGCGGCGCCCAUGUUGCACAACACGGCCAACGACUCGGAUCCAGACGCCAUGGACCCUCUCGAGUUCAUGCGCUCCCUCCCGAUGGCCGGCGAAGGCUCCGGCUCCGACUCGGAACCCGAGCCGCCGCGCAAGCGCGCCAAGAAGUGGUUCGAGGACGACUCGGACGAGGAGCGCAAGGCCAAGAAGGCCAAGAAGGCCCGCGGCAAGGUCAUCGAGGUCGACCAGGAGCCCGAGACGCUGGAGGAUCUGGAGGCGCUCGCGGCUGGGCUGCUGGAGGGUUGACAUGGACUGUGGACGGGCUAGGAGCGAUACCCUUUGGUGUAGCCUUGUGUGGACGGAUAGACAAAAAGAUGGAGGUUGGAAUUCACAAGGUUGCGUUUCUAAUGAUGAUUACUCAAUAUCACUUUUUACUUGG
Molecule: messenger RNA, 2715 nt
Organism: Ilyonectria robusta
Lineage: Eukaryota; Fungi; Ascomycota; Sordariomycetes; Hypocreales; Nectriaceae
Product: P-loop containing nucleoside triphosphate hydrolase protein
Exons: 2
Coding region: 153-2582 (809 amino acids)
Biological process (GO): rRNA processing
Cellular component (GO): nucleus
Molecular function (GO): RNA helicase activity; nucleic acid binding; ATP binding
Source: RefSeq, a predicted model, not a curated record